AUCUUGAAUUCAUCCCUGUGGGCCCCAUAUGUUAUGGAAUAGCUUGCACAACGAUCAUUCGACGUAUGGCACUGCGAUGAACAAGAUGCAGAGACAAAGCCGGCGUAGCUCGGAGGUGGAGGUUGCGCUUAUGCGCCCUGUAAGCACAGCUGGCUAAUAGCCUCGGAGCCCGUCCCCGACACCCUGCAGCCACACCAGGUAACUUGAUGGAAAAUUAUGAGAUGGCCGCGGUAACGCAGGGCUUCUGACUUACUCUAUAGAUUAGCAGUUGGCGUGACAUGGAUGUGAGCUUCACGAACGUGUUAGAGGGGGCUCGCCAGUACUUCCAGGGACUGCCCGUACCGAGUACAGGUGGUGGCGCGGCCACGUCGGUGGAUCUCCACUCGACGUCCACCACGAAUCCCGCCUCGUCUACGUCGGUGACGACGCACGAUCAUGACGCACCGUCGCAGCCGACUCAAUCAACUCAGUCAAUCUCGACUUCCGCCAAUAGCAGCAACAGUAGCAACAGCAGCAACAGUAAUAGUAGUAAUAAUGUCCAGGAGUCGAAUCGUUAUUCUGCCGACGUCAGGCCUUCGUCGUCUGUGGAAAGUAGCAAUGCGGCUACCACAUCUAGUUUCUGGAAUCCACACGUGGAGCCAUAUGCGCCGCAGCCGACCAGGGUCGAAGUUCCGGAUACGAGGCCAGGCGACGAAAGCUCCGCCAUGGAGCCUAGUUCCUCUUCCUCGGGCACUGUCACUUUAACCGAGAUGCAACCCUCGAAUUAUCAUCAAUCCUCUUCUUCUGUUGCCGCAUCAUCGUCGAAUUUUUCGCAGAGACCGCCGCCGACGUCAUCGUCCUCAUCGUCGUCGACCACCUCUUCUAGCGAUCACAAUCAUCAUCACCAAUCACAGCUCUCGACGUCGAACUCGUCACAUCUGCAUCAAAUGCAACCGCCUCAACCCCCACAUUCCCCCGGACCGGUGUACCAGCAACUCAAUAAUGUCAGCAGGACGUCCUUCAGUGCGGCGGAGAUGCUCGCCUCUUCCUCGUCGCACUCCGCCUCAACUUAUCAGACUGUUAAUAAUGACAGGCAGUCGCAGCCGAUCGUCGCGCAAAGAACUCAGUACUAUCCACGUUAUCAUCAUCCAGACAUCACAAAAUGCGCACCAGCUCCGUAUUCGCAGAAUUCCAUCUAUCAGUCCGCCAACGUAGCGCAGCCUUCGAACAUGGUUCAGCAACCGAGCACGAGAUCGACGCCAGUGGAACAGAAUAAUACGACAUCGUCCAACGUUAUUACUCAAGGGCAUUGUCCGCCGGAACAGCAACGAAUAUCCGGUACUUACGGUAGCAAUAUGCCACUUGCUCAGAGUUCUCUCGGCGGAUCGAUGUACGGAUCCGGCUCUUCUUCAUCCUCUCAGAGUUACCGUUCCACGAGUCAGUAUCAGCAGCAGACCCAUCGUCUGGCCGCUUCCGCUUCGAGCAUCAGCGACAGGUCGGACGGAUUGCACUCUUCCACCGCCGCCUGUUCCUCAUCGUCGCAGGCGGUCAGCCCGCGUCAGCCUGGACCAGGAAGCUCCUCCUCCAAUCACAUUCCUUCGCAAUCGCAGUCACAGAAUCUUCCGGGUCACAUUCCUUCACCGCAUCUGCCGUCCGCUACCACUUCGGUGCACUAUCAUCAGCACCAGCAACAGCAGCAGCAACAUCAUCAGCAACCGUCGCAGCAGCAGCAUCCUAGUCGUAUAAUUGCGUCGCCACAUUCGCACGGUUCCUCGUAUGGAGGCCGCGUAAUGUCACUACCACCGCAUGGCGUCCCAUCGUCGUCGUCCUCCGCUGCUAUGGCGAACCAUUCGCAGCAGCAGCAACAGCAGCAGAUGCCACCACCUCCUAGUGGAUACCACGCCGGAACGACGCCAUCGCCGCAUCACGAACCGUCGCCGCGUCAUGCCACUCCAUCGCCACAUCACGCGACUCCGUCGCCACAGCGUCAGUCGCCUCACGUGUCCAGCCUGCACAACCCACACGCCUCUCCGUCUCCUCAUCAUACACCCUCGCCGCACAACAGCUUCCAACCUCACUCGCCAACCUACCCGCCGCCUCCUCCGCCGCCGCCACCGCAACAGCAACAACAGCAGCCGUCGGCUUCGUCAAGGUCGACACCACAUUCGUACAAUCUGCCACCGGCCACCUCGCAACACUAUCAAACGAAUUACGUGGCGGCGGUUCGUGACGCGGCGAUGGGGUUGCCUUACGCACCGCCGCCACCGUCCCAGUCUUCGUACCAUUCCUUCCAGAAGAGUCCGCAACCGGAGUCUCAGGGGAGUAGCUAUUAUGCCCAGCCAAGUCGGUCUCAUAGUCAAUCUUACGGCAUGCAGCAGAUGUUGGUGCCACCGCAGACGGUGUACCCGAACACCCCCGGUAGCAACAGUCUAGGUAGCUAUCAGCAAAAUGCCAGCAAGCACGCAACAUACAAUGGCGCGGACGCCACAAAGAGAGGCACGAUUGACGUUACGGCGACAUCCUACGGUACGCAUCGGUCGCCCGUGCAGAGGAGUAGCAACACGCAUAAUUUGCCGCCUAUCGCCGCCCUCUCGUCCUAUCAUUCCAACAGGCGAGAACCAAUGCCGAAAUCGGCACAAACGAUAGCACGACAACGAAUGCAUCCGACGAACGCAACCAGCAAAGUCCCGCCCGUCGUGAUGCCGCCGACGCCUUCGUCUAUAACAAUGCCUCCUCAGAGGCUCGCCGAGUAUCCAAUGACUCCGGUCUCGGCUAUGAAUCACGCGAUACCGGUGAACGGUAGGACAACCACUGUGACGUAUGGUUCACGAUACAGUGGCCAACAAGGCUAUCCAUCAUCGUCAUAUGCCACCACGAUGGCGCCCAGUCAUGCUAACAACUCCACUAGCAGUACCACAGUGACCACUAUCAGUCAUGGUUCAAGUAGCGCAAGGUCUUCCGUUCCAGCGGUCCACAUGUAUCAGUCUUCCGACGAGCCGGAUCGGUCAGCGGGAUCGUCCUAUCAUCACCAUCAGCCAUCGACACGAAUGACGACCGAGAGCUACGCCUACAAAGAAUAUCCUUAUCAGAACCCAGCGUCAACCGGUGGAAGUCAAACAACCUCGGCCACCACUAUGGCGAGUUCUCCGUCACCAAGCAAUGCAGUUCGAAAGAGGGAAUCUCCUUUGGACUUGUCUGUGAAGACUGUUAAGACGUCGGCUGAUUCUACCGCGCAGGAUGAUCUCGAAACUAUCGGUACGGACAAGCAUGUCAGUAGUUCGAGCCUGAGUACAUCUAGAAACAAUGUGAAUAGGCCGAUGCCACCUCCAGCUAUCGUGCAUCAAUCGGCACCAGUACAACCGUCAUACCCGUCGUCGUACGACCAUAGGCCUUCGAGUAACAGUGCAAGGAAUUCCAUGCCUGUGACUUGCGUUCGGACAUCGACGCCUCAAACGGUGUGCGCGCCUAAGGUCGACUUUCUACCAGAUUUUACUUCGGCGCCACUACGUCAUCAGUCGCAUCACGAGAAUCCUCUUCGCAGAAGCACUACGCAGCAGCUUUAUGUUCCACCUGCGCAACCGCUCUCGUCUCAUCACACGAACACCUCUCCACUGCCUCAUAUGUCCACGUUCAAGAAACGUCCACUGCCCACGUCGCAACUGUACGAUGGCCUGACGAUACCAUCGUCGUCUUCGUCGUCAACGUCUGCGUCUUCAUCAUACCUUCAGACGAAUGAUUCGAUGUCCUCAAGAUUCUCCAAGUAUCACCCGAUGAUGGAUCCAUCUCCACGGUUAGGUCCACCCACGUUGCCCACACAGGAUUACCCAGCCGACUCGAGCAAGCACUAUUUAGCGGACAAUAGGGCUAAGUUCGAUCAACAAUUUUCUCAACGCGAACGGAUGCCGUUCAAAAGAACCGGAGAGUCAAUUUAUGGCAUGGGAAGUCCUAGCAAACAGGCUAGAGUCGCUUGGCGAGUACCGAGUACCGAAAAGCAAAUUGUCGAGCCGAAGUUGUCAACUGCGGGUGUGCUAAGCGAACAGCAGAAGCGGCAAGAAAUGAGUUUGUCAGUUCCCCUGCCGAACGGAGCUCUGGCGACAUCCGGCGCCCACGAUCAGAGAACCGACAAUGGUGGUUAUUCGGUGCCGGAAUCGUCCAGAUAUCAAUCGGUAUACUGUGAUAAAAGGACUUAUCCGGAGUCCAAAAUCGUACGCAGCUCGCCGUCGUCGUAUAAUCAUCCGGUGAUCUCGAAAUCCGCGAGUGUACAUUCGUUACCGCAACAACUAAGCGGUACGCAAUUGACCUACCCGAAUUAUCGCCAAUCAGUUCAAAAGACGACGUGUCCUCCGAGUGGGAUAUCUGGUGGUCAACCGGUGGAUCCACCUAGCAAUACCGGCGCCGAUAAGAGAGUGCUCAGCUUGCUGAGAAACAGCCUGGAGAACAAGCAACAGAGGGAUGAGCAACUCAACAGCCAGCAGCCUAUCUUAGUCAAUCACAACCAACAAAGCUUCCAGAAUAAGGUCGUCGCGCCAGUUGAGCCUAAGAGCAUCGGCAGGCACAAUCUGUCACCAUUCACGGCGGCGAGUUUGCUCGAGCGUAACAGCAACACGCCGCCGCAUUACAAGUUCCACGUUCCACGAGCAGUAGACUCGAUCACUCAGGAAGUGCCACGCAGCAUGUACGCCUCGAGAGUGAAUGCAUCCGCCACGCUUCCUGGCAAGGAAGCUUCCCUCGCGGGACCACGUGGCGCAAGGGAAAGCGAGAACCAAAUCCAUCGUGACAAGGACGACGGCCUUGCUGCUAUCUUAGCUGCGAAGAUCAGGACGAAAGCGGAAUUGAAACAAGUCGGAACUGGCCAAUUUACAACAAAAGCACCUUUUGUACCUUCUCAGGAUGCGUCGUCGACGCCCAGAGAGAUCGAUAGUGCGGCUUCGACAUCGACGCCACAGUCUGGCUCAUCUGCAGGUAGCCCACCGAAAUUAACGCGUGAGAAAACUGUCUGUUUGCCACCCAGAAGACGCUUGUUUUCAAGAACCGAUGAGGACAAUCUGCCGGUAGCGGCGACUGUACCCGUCGCCGUUACAGUUGCGUCCGUGGUCCCGGCUAGAGCGAGUGGAUGCAGAAGCUCCUCCGAAACGUCGGUGUUCGACUUUCGGGAGAGCGAUUCCGAAGGCGAGAUGCCAGUUCUUGAGCGACAAACCUUAGAAGAAAUGAGAAGAGACAGGAAACAGUUGUCCAAAGUGCAACCUCCGAUACCUCUCAAUGAUGCUGUAUGUAUGAACAUGGCAUCCUCGACGGAUCUCGUGAAGAUAGAACUAAAGGAAAACGAUAAAAUCAACGAUAUUGAUUCAUUCUGGAAUAACACCUGUGAUAAAUUUAUGGAGCAAUUACGCGUGGGUGAUGCCGUAAAGAAACGAGGACGUAAGAAAAAAGUAAGCAGUAUUACAACAUCGAAAGUUGAAAAUGCAGUUAAUGAUAGCGAUAAGGAAUCAGAUACCAAUGCAUCUCAUACUCGAAUUAAGCCUGAAGAUAUCAAAAAGGAAAUACCGGAUCCGGCUACAACAGAAGAUAAAAAUUUGAUCUUCAAGGAUAUCAAGAUCAAGACGGAGCCUGGGCUGAAAGAGGAUGACAAACACUCGAGUGAUGAUUCAGAUGAAGUGCCGUUAAUUAAAAGAAAAAAGCAGGAAGUGAAGAAGGAAGAUAGUGACUGUGAUGAGGAAGUGAUAUGUCGAAGAAGACGUAUUCGUCGCGGUGGUAGAAUCAAGCUUGAAUCUUCUAGUGGUAGCGAAUCCUCGAGCGAAGACAGUGAUGCCAGUACAGAGUUCGGCCAUGGUUCCUCAGUGGCUGACAGACUUCGCGCUAGAAAACGAUCUAUAGUUAACGUAUCCGAAGGUAUGAAGCUUCGUUCGAGGGACGCUACUCCUCAAAAGGCAAAGACGGAGAAGGAAUCCAAAUUAUCGCCUCCUAAAGGUGGAACAUCUCAAAAAACGAAACUGAAACCAUUAUUCGGUGACGGUAGUGAUUUCAGACCCGGUUGGGAGGAGGAGGUUUAUGUAUAUAAAAAAUCACUGAGAAUGCCACCCAGGUUGAUAACAGUGUCAAAACCAUCGCGCUUUCAUCGACUGUCUACAUCGUUGCCUGAUUUAGAUCCCGGCUCACCGGCAUUGUCCGUCUCGAUGGACAGUUCCGACAUGUGUCUCAGCCGUAAUAAGAGAGACAGCGACAUGGAGUCCAAUUACAGCUUCAGCAUUAUGGGGCUCGGCAGUAAGAUUGAUGAUGAGGAGGCGACUUCGUCGACAACAGUUUCCUGCCCGCCGAAAGCCAUGAUGAAACAUUUCCGAUCGGAGAAUAAUUCUAUCGUCGAUGUUCUCGCGCAGAAAGUUGGAAGUGGUAGUGGUCAGAAAGAUUCGAAAAAGAAACAGAAUCUGAAAAAUAAUAAAAAUGUUAACGUUAAUAAGAGUAGCAAUGAACCGGAACUUUUACCAACACCGGGUCUCACACCACUUCUAUCAUCUGAGACUUCAAAAGGUUCUAAAAACAAGAUUGCACUGAAGAAUAAUAGAAAUCCGAUUAAAGUUACCAACUCCGUCCUCCUCGGUUUCCGUAAAGAGACAGUCAACAAUUUCCGUGAUGCGUUUAAGAACAAUCACUCGUUGCCUAACGAAUUCUCCACUUUAGUAUUGAAGAGCAGAACGAGAACGGAGACGAAAGUUUUGAAAAAGGAGACAACUAUUCGUGAAGUGUUCGGCGAGGAUAGGCCUGCGUCAGCUCCACCAAUGCAGAAUCACGAUGACACGUCGCAAGACGAUGAUUCACAAAACGAAACGCCGGAAAACACAUUGGGAAAGGUACGAACGUUGAAGCAAAAAGUGGUGUCUCGUUUGAGAAACGCUGGUAUACUACGAAGUCAUAAGGCGAUUGAGAAUUCAAAACGUCGUCUAUUAACUGCCGAGAGGCGAAAGGAUCUACUUAAGUCGCUUGCUAAUAAGAAACUACAUCGUAUCAAAACUGAGAUAGAGCAGGAAGAGACAAACGAUCCCAGAGAGGAGGAAAAUAACGAGAUGGAGGAUGACAAAAAUGAUUUAGAAAGUCGUAACAAAAAGAAGUUGAAGCUUCGACCUGGUCGACGGAAAUUCCGUUCUGGAUUUGAUUACAUCCGUAAAAAGAAGAAACCGCUAAAAAAAGAUGAGGCGUUACCAAAAGAAAGAAAGAGACAAAGCCAAACUAACAAACCAAGUCCGGAGUGUGUAGCCGAUAUUCAGUCUGAGAUUAGGACAUGGGUUAUCAAGAAAGGCGUCGGAGAAACCAUAUUACAUCGUGCUGCUCGUCUCGGUUACACGGACGUGACUGCUUAUUGUCUGGAAAAGCUCAAUAGCGCGCCAAGUCCCAAAGACAACGCGGGAUACACACCACUUCAUGAGGCAUGUUCGAAGGGUCAUCUGGAGAUCGCGAAACUUUUGCUGGCUUACGGAGCGAAUGUUAGCGAGAGCGCUAAUGGUGGUAUCAGGCCACUUCAUGAAGCGGCGGAGAAUGGUGCUACGGAGCUUGUGCGAUUGCUCUUGUCUUAUGGUGCUGAUCCAUUGUUGGCUACUUAUUCCGGACAAACGCCUUUGAUGCUAGCUGUUGACACCGAGGCUAAUUCCAUUCUAGAACAGCAUCUGGCAGACAUCCAAGGUCGUACCACUGUACCAUGGUCAUUCGCCGGUCCAUCUUCUAUUUUAGAUCCAGAAGAGACGGGCUACAAUCCGUUCGAUGAUGUUCCGUUAGACAAUCCUGAAUCAACUGAGUUAGAUGAUAUUGAAAUGGAAGUAAGCGACAUCAACCUGCCUGUUCUCUUCACUCUGAAUAACGAUCCCGAUAAGUGGGUGUUGCUUCAAGAUCUUAUGACGAGUUUGAGGAUAAAAAGUCGCGACGCUCUUCUUCGCCAAAUUAAUCCAAAAGCACAUUCUGGGCCACCUGCGAUUGCACAUCGCGAUGUCAUGCGUGAGCUAAAACUGCCUGAUUUCCUGGAGCAGACUCGCUGCUGUCACCUGAGCGGCGGCGAAAAAAUCAAUGUGCGUGGCUCCAAGGUUGCACUUAUCAAGUACAACGACAAGGUGAAGUCCCUGCUGAACGUGGAGAAAGUGUUGAUUAGUCUUAGGUGACAAGAGGCGUCUCUGGGGCGAUCAUCUCCCCAGACAUCAAAACCAUCGACUUCGAUUCCGACCAAGGAACAUCAGAAGAAAGUUGAAAGCAAAUCUACUAUGAAACGCGAGCGUCAACAAGGAAGAAAACGACAAGAUACUCGUAACAAAAAUAUGACAGACUAAGCGAUUCACUCUGUAGCCAAUGAUUUAUCUUAAUAUAAUGACUUUAUAAUUAUAUCAAUAUAAUUAUAAAAAUUAUAACGAUUUAAGAGUUAACGCUGAAAAGUGAAUAAUGUUAUAAGAGCAGAUCAUUUUGGUAACUAUUUGACAAUGCGUUAAGAAAUAAGAGGAAUAGGUUCCUGCACACACAUGUGGUAAGAAUCCUAAAUGACUUAUGCAAGUCCGGUUUGUCUGGAAAGCUCGUCCCCGAAGAAAGACUGAUUGACACAACAAUGAAGAUCGGUGCUUUUACGUGUGUCCAAAGACUGACUUCUCGAUUUAUCUUAUGCUCUGAAGAUAAAUCGAACUGCUCGACACUAAUGAUUGAUUUUCUCCUCUCGAUUUCUUAUAGUGCAGAAUAUAACAAAAUGGAGCUUGUCUAAAGUGAUAAGAAAUACGCACAUAAUCGGUUCCGUUCCUUCAUUUAACUGAUGAAUUUGUCAAUCGAAAUAAAGUCGGUAAUAAUACCGAUAUUUUGCCGGGAGCGUAACGCGCAAUUAAACUAACUUUGAAGCACAUAGCUGUACAAAUGUUUUAAGCAAAACUAUGUACUAAUGCGCAGCUAAAAGUGGAAAAACAGCUACCUGUGACAUUAUAUAACAGUAUUUAAUUGGGAUAUAUACGUAAUAUAUACCCAUAGAACGAGGAUAUUUUAUUAAUUCUCUUAAGGACUGAGUAAAUAAUCAGAAGUUCGUUAACGUAACGCUUUUAGGCGAAUGAAAAGAGGGAGACAUGUUGUUUGAACGAUUACUACGUCGAGAAAAUGAAAAGUCGUUGACAGUAAGUUUCUUUCAAUCGUCGAACCAAGUCUCGGAAUAGUAAUAAUAAAAAUAAUAAAACGUAAAUAGAGAGUAAUAAUAAUUAUCUUAAGAGUGCGAGAAAACGUAGCUGAUCAUACCAGAUAUAUUUUUAUCUUGUACGUGGCUUCAAGAAGUUUCUCUGUUUAUAAGGGACUUCAUUCCGAAAUUCAAUGGAAUUGGAACGCGCGCCCAUGUGCAUUAAUGUUAAUUUUUCCUCUUUGAGCUACUACUACAGAACGCGUCGUUGGAAAACGAGAAUCGUCGUUAAGAGAGCGUAACAUAAUUGAAAUUGCUAUCAUGAAUGAUAAUGUUACCACAGCUUAGUCUUUGUUUUUUCUUAUGUUAGAGAAGGUGUAUAUUAUACCGUGCGAGUUAUAUUUAUGAAAUGUGUUAAUUGACCAUUGCGAAUAGGUGCUUGAAAAGUUAGAUAAGUUGAAUUUCAAUUCACUGAGUUCAGAAUAAUAUUUGGCCCAUUGAGGACACACCGUCAUACAUAUAAAGGUGCAUAUCUGUUGUCUAUUUUUAAUAUUUUGCUAUUUUUAAUAUAUGUAACUAAAUAUACAGCUAUAUAUGUGUAUAUGUAUAUACAUGCGUAUAUUGUGUAUAUUUGUAUAUGUAUACAUAUAUACAAAAAAAUAAUUUUUUAAUUUAUACGAGAAGCUUUUCGUUUUUAUACAGCUUCCAAUGUAGUAAUUAAUUUUAAUUCGAACAAAAGAUAGACUCAGCAAAUGUCAAUGGCUCAAUUGUAAUGUGGCAAGUGCAAUUCACGGAAUAAAUGUUUUUGUUUCGUUGAUGGUCUAAGUAUAUGAUCAUAACUAUUUCCGGAAUGUAAAGAAGGUAGACAAUUAUUUCAAAGAACUGUAAAGCGGUUAAAAACGCCGUUUAAAAACGCUCACUGUGCAAUAAUAUAUCCGUUUUUCUUUUUUUACAUUUUAUGUUCAAAUUAUUCCUGUUUUUGUGUGAUCAUGUCAAGACAAUGUUAACGCGUCGUAUUGGCGACCCGAGAUACUUGCUAACAAAAUCUCUAAAAUGAAACAGAAUUCUUUGUAAAACACAGAGAUACACUUGUAUUAUAAUAAAAUAUAGUAAAUCAGAGAAAAGCUCAAAUUGGUAAAAAUAGUUAAUAAUAAAAACGAUAACAUUUUGAUUUUGUAAUUAUCUCGAUAUACAGAAUUCUGGAAUAAAAAAGAGAUAAAUCAGCCAGUAUCGAUCACCAAAACGAUGCCGUAUUUAAUCGAAGCAAUUUAGGAAUGCAAAUUUUAUACAGAUAAGAAAUUAUUUUAAGAAUCAAUUCGAGAAGGAUGAUAUUGAUUGUACUUAUCGUCUCGUGAUGUUACUGUAUUGCUUUUCGGACAAACGGAAAUAUUUAGCGUGUGCGUAGGAAUGUUGCAAAGCGAGACGAGAGAAAAAAAAGAAUAGUUCGCGGAAUAGUUCGGUUUCGCUUAGAAUGCUUAGGAUGCCGUAAUAUGCGUUUAUUUUGGCGCUAUGUGCAGCACAGAGGUUUCAAUCGUUAUAAUCAGUCUCAGGGAAAAAUCCACGUAUUCUUGAAAAUAACUUGACGGUGUACCAAUUGCAGAUGCGUAUGUCACUGCAUGUGUUUGUGCAAGCGACGCGUAUCAGUGCGUAUGUGUGUACAGUAGCUAGUUGAAGAAAAAAGAUACUCCCGUUACAAGGGAUAAUUAAUUAAUAUCUAAUUAAUUGAGUGAUAUUAAUUAAUGUUAAUAUACGAUGCGAUACGUCGUGUGUUUACACGACGACGUGCAUUCGGGCGACUCCUUAUAAUUUUUAUUUAGUUGACUAUAUCGAGAGAAUGGGAUGCGGUUACAUUAUACUGAUUGUAUAUACCGACAUAUUUUCAGUGAGGAAAAACGUAAUAAAGAUAAAGGGGAGCGAAUUGUGCAAGAGUUACUUUUCUGUCUGACAAAUAAGAAACCGUGGUGUACGUAUUGUAUGUAUUGUACUGUAUAUCUUUUAUUCUUAAGUAGUUAAAGUAUAAAUAGACCGCGGUACUUGUUUAUAUUAGCGUAUACUAUUUAUGUAUAAUAUAAAGCAUUAACCGACCUCGAGAUAGUCACGUUGUAAGACAUAAGAUCUACUAAAUAUGUACAUAUGUCACGUUGCGACUACUAGAAAUAUUUACUACUAUAUUAUUACUGCUACUAUCACUACCGUGACUAUAGCUACUAUUAUCACUACUGCUGCUGCUGCUACUCUAUCAUUAUUAUUCUCUAUGACUCUACGCGCUUUUUUAUUGUACCAUAUAUACAUAGUAGUUAAAUGAUGGAUGUACAUUUUCUUAGUCGUGUAACAUUCACAUAACGCCUCUCCCUUCUAUUGCCCCCCUUGUAUUUAUAUAUUCAAAAAAAACUUCUAAAUGUGUUAAUGCUGCUGCUUUAAUGCGGAUAAAGAAAAAAAACAGAAGUUAUAUUAUAUAAAUAUAUAUAAAUAUAUACAUAUUAUAUAUAUGUAUAUAUAUGAAUAUAAUAUACAUAUAUAUGUGUAUAUCUAUAUAUAUAAAAGAUAUGAACAAAUAUAUAAAUAUAAAUAAAUAUAUAUAUAUACAAAUAUAUUUUAUUUCAGAGAUUUAGUUCGAAACAACGUUGAAGCUGAUGAACAAAUUAGAGUCGUACUGUGAUUCGUGUAAAGAGGAAAUCGUUAUUAUUGUCAUUGCCGUAGUCGUUACAAGCGAGUCACGAUGGACCCGACGAAUAACUUUCUAAAUGAAGAAAAACAUAUUUGUGAUUUUUUUUCGCUAAUAUAACAAUAAUGAGUUAUCCGAUCGAUGUAAUAAAAACAAGUAUUUUUACUGAAA
Molecule: messenger RNA, 11933 nt
Organism: Solenopsis invicta (red fire ant)
Lineage: Eukaryota; Metazoa; Arthropoda; Insecta; Hymenoptera; Formicidae
Product: mucin-12
Exons: 12
Coding region: 279-8120 (2613 amino acids)
Biological process (GO): negative regulation of transcription by RNA polymerase II
Cellular component (GO): nucleus
Molecular function (GO): protein binding; transcription corepressor activity
Source: RefSeq, a predicted model, not a curated record